AUGGCUUCCACAAAAAUUUCCAUCUUCUCAUUCAGUCUCAUUGUUCUAAUUUCUUUUUUUUGUUCUCGUUUAGCUCUAUCCCACUCAAAUACUGAAAAAUUAUCACCAUUUGCUUUCCUUGAACAUCUUCAAGGCAGCAAGAAGGGUGAUAAGAUCAAAGGCAUUCAUGAGCUUAAAAAGUAUCUCAAACAUUUUGGUUAUUUAAGUUGUGAAAACCAAUCUUUUGCUGAUGAUGAUGAAUUUGACGAUGUUUUGGAGUCUGCUCUUAAAGUGUAUCAACUCAAUUACCAUCUGAACACUACUGGAUUCUUAGAUUAUGAAACAAUGUCAAUUAUGAUGAUGCCUCGAUGUGGGAUACCGGACAUCAUCAACGGCAGCACUCGAAUGCUAUCUGGAAAGAACAACCAUCGCCAUAGCUCUAGCUCUUUUCACAUGGUUUCUCACUAUACCUUCUUUAGAGGGAAACCAAAAUGGCCAGUUUCAAAGUACAAUCUCACUUAUGGGUUUGAACCCAGUACCCCGACUGAGGCAAGGGGUGCUGUUGCGAAUGCUUUUGAAACGUGGGCUACUGUUACAAAAUUCAAAUUCACAAGCGUUCAAGAUUAUAAAACAGCAGAUCUAAAAAUUGGAUUUUACAGAGGUGAACAUGGAGAUGGGUUGCCUUUCGAUGGUCCUGGUGGAAUUACGGCUCAUGCUUUUGCACCACAAGAUGGAAGGUUUCAUUACGAUGCAGAUGAAAAAUAUGCAGUGGGGGCAGUACAAGGUGCAUUUGACUUGAAGACCGUGGCCUUGCAUGAAAUAGGGCACCUUCUGGGACUUCAACAUAGCUCCCUUCAAGCAGCUGUUAUGUAUGCAUAUACGUCUCGUGGAGUGACCAAAGAUCUAACCGCAGAUGAUGUUCAAGGCAUUAGAGCUUUGUAUAACUUCUGA
Messenger RNA from Jatropha curcas, 930 nucleotides. RefSeq names its product metalloendoproteinase 3-MMP. Gene Ontology annotation, cellular component: extracellular matrix. Gene Ontology annotation, molecular function: metalloendopeptidase activity; zinc ion binding. NCBI's taxonomy places the organism in Eukaryota, Viridiplantae, Streptophyta, Magnoliopsida, Malpighiales, Euphorbiaceae. Gene Ontology annotation, biological process: proteolysis; collagen catabolic process; extracellular matrix organization. The record is from RefSeq and is a predicted model, not a curated record.